ACAACAAUACACGUGAAUUAACUAUUAAUCUUUAUAAAAUGAAUUUAUUACCUAAAAAUAAAGAAGAAUUCACUAAAAAAGAAUACUGGGAAUCGUUCUUUAAAAAAAGAGGAAAUAAAGCGUUCGAAUGGUAUGGUGAGUACCCCGAAUUAUGUUCAGAUCUUCACAAAUACGUUCGUCCGAAUAAUAAAGUUUUAAUUGUUGGGUGUGGUAAUUCAACGCUUGGUAAUGAUUUGUAUGAUGUUGGAUAUAAAACAAUUACGAAUAUUGAUAUAUCCCACACUGUCAUAAAGCAUAUGAAAAAAGCUAAUGAACAAAAAAGGCCUGAUAUGAACUUUAUUCAAAUGGACGCAACAAAUAUGUCCUUUGAUAAUGAAUAUUUUGAUGCCAUUAUUGAUAAAGGAACAUUAGAUGCUUUAAUGCCCAAUGAUAAAGAAUCAACAAUCAUUGAAAUUGAUAAAUACUUAGAGGAAAUAAAUAGGGUUUUAAAAAAUGGGGGGAAAUAUCUUUGCAUUUCUUUAUUACAAGAACAUAUUUUAAUCAAAUUAAUUGAUUUCUUUCAUAAUAGUUCUUGGUUAUUUAAAAUAAUUAGAUGUCAUGAAGCUGAAAAUAAAGCAGAGGAUAAUAACGAAAAUAUUUUUCCAGUUUUUAUGGUUGUUUGUAGUAAAAUUCAAUCUAAAUCAACUAUGAUUGCAGAUGUUUUCUUAGAACUAAAUACACAAGGAACAAAAGCCGAGAAACCAGACAAAGUUAAAGAUUUAAUUUCAAGUAUUCAACAAUCAUCCUUUUUAUGUUCACAUUUAAAAAACACCACGAUAAAAGACGACGAUGUAGUAUCAUUCGAAAUUUUUGAAACAAACAGUUCUUCGCCUAGAUACACCGCCUACGUUAUUGAUAUUCCGUUUGAACGAGAAAAUUUUAAAUAUGCAGCGUUUAUUGUCCCUCAAGGAAGAGAAGCCGAAUGGUUAUUUUCAACCAUAGAAGGAAGAAAACAACUCGCAAAAAUGUCCCAUCAUAAUCGUUUAACGGUUAUUACGAUGCAUAGGAAUCAAACUUACGGGAGUUUAGAUGAUAUUAAAAUUGAAUUGAAUGAUAUCAUUAAAAAAUUAGCACCAGUGGAUCCCCCUGCUUUGAUACCAUUUUUGUCAAUAAACUCGGAAGUUGGCGAAAGAAUCAUUCGAUAUGAAGGGAAUUCGAAAUUUUCCGGGGAUUAUGUUAUAGAAGAUGUCAAAAUUGAUGAAGUAAAAUAUCGUAGAUUAUAUUAUUUACAAACGCAAUUACUUAUUCAAUCAGAAGCAAGAUUAAAAACCGUAAAACCAAGGAGGGGAAAUCCAAAAGAAAUUGUUGAUCCCCUAUAUCUUAGUUGUAAACAUCACCUUUAUAUGACCCUAUCAAUAUUAUUGGGUAAUAAAAAAGAGUCUUUAGCUGUAAUUGGGUUAGGAGGAGGUGGAUUAUGUACGUUUCUACAUAAAUUUCUUCCUAAAACAACGAUUAAAGUGAUUGAUAUCGAUGAAGAUAUGCUAAAAAUAGCGACGGAGUGGUUCGGGUUCGUAAAAAGUGAAGAAGUCGUCGUUGAAAUAUUGGAUGGGUUAAUUUUCUUGGAAAACUCCUCGAAAAGUGACGAAAAGUAUGACGCAAUUCUUUUUGACGUGGACAGUAAAGAUAGUUCAAUAGGAAUGAGUUGUCCCCCCAAGCAAUUUCUUGAAGAUUCCACGAUAGAUAACGUAAUAUCUUCGUUAACUGAUACCGGAAUUUUUGUAUUAAACGCAGUUAUUAGGGAUAAAAAAAUAAGACGGACGAUCAUUCAGAGUUUAAAGAAAAAAUUUAAAUUGAUUACUUGUUAUAAGUUGGACGAGGAUCUUAAUGAAAUUAUCGUUUGUUUUAAGGAGGAUGUUUCAACAGAAAAUAUUUUGGGGAAAUAUAAAAAUUGUUGUGUUGAGUUAAAUAAGUUUAUAAAAAGUAAUGGGUUACCUAGAAGGGAAUGGAUUAAUGUUGGAUAUUUUAUGGAAAAGAUUGGUUUUGAAUAAAAAAAUCCAAUUUAA
Onthophagus taurus is the source of this 2042-nucleotide messenger RNA. RefSeq names its product eEF1A lysine and N-terminal methyltransferase homolog. The record is from RefSeq and is a predicted model, not a curated record. NCBI's taxonomy places the organism in Eukaryota, Metazoa, Arthropoda, Insecta, Coleoptera, Scarabaeidae.